Messenger RNA from Pseudomassariella vexata, 339 nucleotides. Its product is annotated as replication factor A protein 3. NCBI's taxonomy places the organism in Eukaryota, Fungi, Ascomycota, Sordariomycetes, Amphisphaeriales, Pseudomassariaceae. Bases 1 to 339 code for a protein of 112 amino acids. Gene Ontology annotation, molecular function: damaged DNA binding; single-stranded DNA binding. The record is from RefSeq and is a predicted model, not a curated record. The transcript has 3 exons. Gene Ontology annotation, biological process: mismatch repair; double-strand break repair via homologous recombination; nucleotide-excision repair. Gene Ontology annotation, cellular component: DNA replication factor A complex; site of double-strand break; nucleus.
AUGGAUCCCGUCUCAACACCCCGCAUCUCGGGCCAGCUCAUCGACUCCUAUGUCGGUCGUAACGUCAUGGUGGUGGGCAAGGUGCUCCAACUCCGCGGCGACACGGCUGUCAUUGAUUCUGAGGGACAGAUUACGGCCAAUCUGAACCGAGAAGCCCAUCUCGUCAGCGGCAACGGAGUCCAGAUUAUCGGCAAAGUCUUGCCGGACCUUUCCAUCAAGGUCAUGAACUCGAUUGACCUGGGGACUAAUGUUGAUUAUGCAGUGAGCCAAACCGUAGUGGAGCUCACGCACCAAUACAAAGACCUCUUCAUGUUCCCCGACGACACACGCAUGAAUUGA